Messenger RNA from Acromyrmex echinatior (Panamanian leafcutter ant), 1207 nucleotides. Its product is annotated as rho guanine nucleotide exchange factor 39-like. Gene Ontology annotation, biological process: intracellular signal transduction. Gene Ontology annotation, molecular function: guanyl-nucleotide exchange factor activity. The record is from RefSeq and is a predicted model, not a curated record. Lineage: Eukaryota; Metazoa; Arthropoda; Insecta; Hymenoptera; Formicidae. Gene Ontology annotation, cellular component: cytoplasm.
UCUGUGAGAUUAUCUUUUCAGACAAAUGAAGAGAAUGAUUCUGUCUUCAAAAAAUUUAUUUGUGAUCAAGAAACAAGAUCAGAAGUAGGCAGGAAAUUGUCUUCGUUGUUAAUUACACCAGUGCAAAGAGUACCAAGAUAUCAAUUACUUGUUAAACAAGUGUUACAACAUACUCCUUAUAGACAUAGAGAAUAUCGACAUUUACAGGCAUGUCUGGUUGAAAUUGAAAAAUCUGCGAAACACAUAAAUACUUUAAUCGCACAAAAUGAAGAAACACAAAAAUUAUUAAAUCUUCAGAAAUGCAUUGUUACUUCUAUUAACCUUGUCAAACCUGGUAGAAUGUUAAUCAAACAAGGACCAUUGAUGCGUGUUUCGAGACGAGGCAAUUCAACUUAUAGACGAUAUUUUGUUCUUUUAAAUGACACUCUGUUGUAUUGUAAAGGUGAACCAGAGACAUCGCUGAACAUAUCUUGCGUUCUACCAUUAAACAAGUGCAGUUUAACCUGUGUUCUGAGCAAAAAAUUGUUCCGUAUAACGUGUUUGCAUGAAACAUUCUUAUUGUACUCAGAAAAUGCGGAUAGUGCUGAAUGGAUACAAUCGAUACAAAAUGCUAUUAAAAAAUAUACUGAAUGUCGACAAACUUUGAGAAAAGAAAGUAGCUCGAGAAAGCCACUUAGACAUAAAAAUAUUAAUGAGUUUUCAUCAGAUGAUAUACCAAAAAAAUCUAUUAAAAGAAAAAGAUGUAUAAAAGAUGAACAGGUAUCGUUGGACACCUCCAAUAUAAUAUACUUUAAAAAGGAUAAUGAAAUGGAUGAGGAUACUCAAAGCAUUAAUAUUUGUUUACUUCUUACUACCAAAAGAUUUAAACAAAAUGAGUAUUCCAAACCUGGUCAUAUUUCUCCCCAAGUAAAAAAUACAAAACUGAAAUUAUGUAAAAAUAAAAAUACACAAUCUAUAUCUACUCCUAGAUGCUUAAAAAAAUCAAGUCACAACAAUUAUAAAACUCUUCCAAUGACAACGAUACAUGGAACAAGUUCAUGCUCCAUCACAUCGAACGACGAAGAACACACAUCGCCGUUCCAAAUAAUGAGUGAUUUUUUCUCAUUUAUCGGUACAACAAUAAAAGACUUUUUUACGUUCAAAUAAUCCAUAAAUUAUAAGAAAAUGUAUGUAAAAAAAGAGAACUUAUUUAUGUCAUAAUUUAUAA